This is a messenger RNA of Solanum verrucosum, 806 nucleotides long. Its product is annotated as dehydration-responsive element-binding protein 1F-like. Gene Ontology annotation, molecular function: DNA binding; DNA-binding transcription factor activity. The transcript has a single exon. The coding region runs from base 35 to 754 and encodes 239 amino acids. Lineage: Eukaryota; Viridiplantae; Streptophyta; Magnoliopsida; Solanales; Solanaceae. Gene Ontology annotation, biological process: regulation of DNA-templated transcription. The record is from RefSeq and is a predicted model, not a curated record.
CUGUAGCUUGUUACAGGCUGACACGUGUCUAAAAAUGAAUAACAACUCUAGUUUGUACUCGUCAGAUGUCAACCCAUUAAGUGCAACAACACCUUCCGAUGAGGAAGGAUUAAUACUAUUAUUAGCUUCAAGCCGGCCCAAGAAACGGGCCGGAAGGAAGAAGUUCAAGGAAACUCGCCACCCAGUUUAUAGGGGAGUGAGGAGGAGGAAUAACAACAAGUGGGUUUGCGAGCUACGUGAGCCUAGUCAACAAAAAAGAAUAUGGCUAGGGACUUACCCUACUCCUGAAAUGGCGGCUCGAGCUCACGAUGUUGCUGCAUUAGCACUUAGAGGUAAUCUAGCCACUCUGAACUUUGCUGACUCUCGUUGGCGGUUACCAGUGCCAGCAUCAAAGGACCCCAAGGACAUACGCCAAGCAGCCGUUAUAGCCGCACAAGCUUUUUCUCAGGAUACUGAAGUCGAUUAUAUGAAUCAUGAGGAAGUUAAUUCCAAUACUAUUGAUGAGAUUGAUAUUGCGAGGGCUAAUAAUGGGAGUAGUAGUGAUUUUAGCGCCAAGGAAUUGAGUAUGGAUAUGGAGAACAUUUUAUCUUGUAAUUGGGGAGAAGAUAACGACAUGUUAGAGACGGAAGGAUGGCGAGAAAAGAUGGCCGAGGAGCUUUUGUUUUCACCAACUCCACGUUUAGGUAGUUGUUUCAGUUGGGAUGACGUGGAAACUAGCGACGUCGAGGUGUCUUUGUGGAGUUACAGUAUUUGAUACCAACUAGCCAGUUAGUUACAAUCUAGGAAUAGCAUUUUACAAAAAAAGG